Teleopsis dalmanni is the source of this 1656-nucleotide messenger RNA. RefSeq lists its product as uncharacterized. Bases 1 to 1656 code for a protein of 551 amino acids. Gene Ontology annotation, biological process: DNA integration. The record is from RefSeq and is a predicted model, not a curated record. Gene Ontology annotation, molecular function: nucleic acid binding. The transcript has 3 exons. NCBI's taxonomy places the organism in Eukaryota, Metazoa, Arthropoda, Insecta, Diptera, Diopsidae.
AUGAAAGAAUGUGAAGAAAAUUUAAAAGCAACUUUAGACAGACUAUUAGAGGCAAACGUAAAAAUUAAUUAUGAAAAAUGCCAAUUUUUUAAAAAGGAAUUAACGUAUUUAGGUUACGUAAUUAAUCAAAAUGGAAUAUUGCCAUCAAGAGAAAAAGUCAAAGCAGUUUUAGAUGCCCCGGCGCCUACAAAUAAAUCAGAACUAAAAUCGUAUUUGGGUAUGUGGAUAUGGAAUGAAAAACAUCAAAAUAUAUUCGAAAAAUCAAAACAACUUAUUGCGAAUAUUGGCGUUUUAACACAUUAUGAUCCACAAAAACCAAUAAUUAUUUCGUGCGAUGCAAGUCCUUAUGGCUUGGGAGGCGUUCUGUCACAUAUUAUUGACGGUGAAGAACGUCCAGUUCAAUUCGUAUCUAGUACGUUGUCUCCGGCUGAAAAGAAUUACUCUCAACUUCAUCGCGAGGCUUUAGCGAUAGUUUUUGCAGUGAAGAAAUUUCACAAUUAUAUUUUUGGGUUACCGUUUACCAUUGAAAGUGACCAUCAGCCAUUGCGGGAAAUUUUUUCAAUAAAAAAAGAUCUGCCAUCGGUAGCAGCGAACCGGUUACAGCGAUAUGCUGUUUUUUUAUCAAUGUAUGAUUACUCAAUUAAGUACAAGAAGGGAUCGCAAAUGGGACAUGCGGACGCGCUGUCUCGUUUACCUUUGCAAGAAGAUACAAAUGAAGAUGACGAUAGUAUUAAUAUUUUUAACCUUAUAGGCGACCUUCCAAUUAAGAUUGACGACAUCAAAAAUGAAAUGUCGAAAGAUGUGGCACUAUUAAAAACGUACAAAUAUGUUAAGAAUGGGUGGCCAGAAAAAAUUGAUAAUAAUUUAAAAAAAUACUUUAAAAUUCGAAUAUCGUUAGCAACUGAAGAUAAGUGUGUUUUUUAUGGUGAAAGGAUUGUAAUUCCAGAGUCAUUGAGACCGAAAACAUUAGAACUGUUACAUAGUGGUCAUAUCGGAAUCGUCCGCAUGAAAGCUGUUGCUAGGACAUAUGUUUGGUGGCCGGGCAUAGAUGCUGCAAUUGAAGAGUUCGUCGGGUCAUGUCAAGCAUGUUGUAUGAAUCAAAAACCGUCGAAACAAAUUUUUACCAACUGGGAAGUAACAAGUGCUCCGUUUGAGCGUAUUCACGCUGAUUUUUGUAAAUUUCAAAAUUUGAAUAUUUUAGUAAUUGUUGACACUUAUUCGAAAUGGCUUGAAGCUAAAAUUUUGCGCAAAACUGACGCUAUUACAGUCAUAGAAGCGUUAAGAUCUACUUUUGCUAUUUUCGGGCUUCCGAAGACAAUUGUGAUGGACAAUGGUCCACCAUUUAGUUCAAAGGAGUUUAUAGAAUUUUGCAUUAAUAAUAAUAUAGAAUGUUUAAAAUCGCCAUCAUAUCAUCCGCAAUCGAAUGGCACUGCGGAAAGAGGAGUACAAACUGUAAAAAGCGCAUUAAGAAAGGUCCAUACGUAUGUAAAUGAAGACCUAACUUAUAAAGAAGUUUCAAAUACUGAGGUUGUUGAUACAGCAAAACCGUUCGCUAACGACUAUGACAUACAGCAAGGUGUGGAUACUGUGAAUGAACGACUGGGGUUGAGACGUUCUGAGCGACGUAAUAAAGGAAGACGAGCAAACUACAACUGA